Messenger RNA from Acanthosepion pharaonis, 1026 nucleotides. NCBI's taxonomy places the organism in Eukaryota, Metazoa, Mollusca, Cephalopoda, Sepiida, Sepiidae. The record is from the annotation of a GenBank genome assembly.
AUGUCAUCUCCUGUCUCCUUCAAAAUCAUUGUCAUCUUUCAAACGCCUCCUUUUAUCUGCCUUCAAUCAUCAAUCUGCUCUCUUAAUCAUUUCACCUUUCUCCUUCAAUCAUCACUUUCAAUCCUCCUUCUCCUUCAAUCGUUUCCUGCUCUCCUUCAAUCAUUUCCACAAUCUUUCAAGCAUCAUUGUCUUUCAAUCGCCUCCCUCCUUCUGUCUUCCAAUCAUCAUCUCCUGUCUCCUUCAAUCGUUUCAACCUCUCCUGUCUCCUUCAAUCACUUUCAAUCUCCUCCUUCUGUCUUAGCUUCAAUCAUCAUCUUCUCCUUCAAUCAUUUCCACCUGCUCUCAAGCAUCAUCUUCUCAUUUUCAAUCCUUCCAAUCUGUUUCAUCUUCUCCUGUCUCCUUCAAUCAUUCCACCUGCUCUCAUUAUCUUUCACUUUCAAUCCCUCCUUCUGUCUGCUUCAAUCAUCUUCUCCUGUCUCCUUCAAUCGUUUCCACCUGUCUCCUUCAAGCAUCAUUGUCACUUUCAAUCGCCUCCUUCUGUCUGCUUCAAUCAUCAUCUCCUGUCUCCUUCAAUCGUUUCCACCUGUCUCCUUCAAGCAUCAUUGUCACUUUCUUAAUCGCCUCCUUCUGUCCUCCUUCUGUCUCCUUCUCCUUCAUCGUUUCCCACCUGUCUCCUUCAAGCAUCAUUGUCACACCUCUUCUCCUUCAAUCAUCUUCUCCUGUCUCCUUCAAUCGUUUCCAUCUGUCUCCUUCAAGCAUCAUUAUCUUCACUUUCAAUCGCCUCUCCUGUCUCCUUCAAUCAUCCUCUCCUGUCUCCUUCAAUCAUCCCUGUCUCCUUCAUCUUUUUCAAUCGCCUCCCCUUCUGUCUGCCUGUCGCCUUCUGUCUCCUUCAAUCAUCAUUUCCUGUCUCCCUGUCUUUCAAUCAUCAUCAUCUGUCUCCUUCAAGCAUCAUUGUCAAGCUUCAAUCGCCUCCUUCUGUCUGCUUCAAUCAUCUUCUCUCCUGUCCAUUCAAUCAUUCCACCCUGA